AUGACGCUAUGGCAUAGUCUGACCACUUGUUUGUUUGUGCUGGGAGCCGUGCACGCUGGCCCGGGGCCCCAGGGGGUGGUGGUUUUAGAAGAGGCGAGGCCCCUGGAGAGCCCUCCGCUCCGGAUCCGCCUAUCUGUCACCUCACAGGGCGGGAAUCGGCAGGACAUGGACGACCGAGGAGACGCAUACAUCAUGGGGGCACCUAUCCCGGCCGACUUUGACAAGGUGGAGGAUUUGAUCAAGGUGACCAUCAGCAGAAUACGAGGCUCUCCCACAGAGUCCUCCCGCGCCCGAUCUAUCAGAUCUCGACCCAAAAGGAAGAGAAUGACCGGGUCUAGCUAUAGGAGGAAUCCAGGUGGUAGAGAACGGAAGUCAGGAGGCAGGCGAGCUCCAGGCUGCGCGCUAAAGCAGGUGCAACUUAACGUGACCGACCUGGGUCUGGGCUACAUCUCAGGUGAGGAAAUGAUCUUCAGGUACUGCGCGGGAACCUGCAGGAAGUCAGAGACCAACUAUGACAAGAUCAUCCGUCACCUGGCCCGCGGCCGGAGGCUGCCCGCUAAGGACGUACCCCUGCAGGCCUGCUGUCGCCCGGUGGCGUUCGAUGACAACCUGUCCUUUCUGGACGAUAACUUGGUCUACCAUACGCUCAGGAAGCAUUCGGCCAGGAAGUGUGCUUGUGUCUGA
Messenger RNA from Nerophis lumbriciformis (worm pipefish), 684 nucleotides. Lineage: Eukaryota; Metazoa; Chordata; Actinopteri; Syngnathiformes; Syngnathidae. The record is from RefSeq and is a predicted model, not a curated record.